AUGGAAGAAAGGAAUGUUCUCGAAUAUGCAGAAGUUAUAAUUGACAGACAAAGGGACAAGAUUAAUGAGUUGGAAAAAAAGUUACUAGAAUUAAGAAGUAGUAGUGAAGAGUUACAAAAAAAUGCUUUGAAAAAUGAUGAAGAAAAUAAAACAUUGAGGUUGGAAUUAAAUAGAAAAAAUGAGAAUGAUAUGCUUUUAAGCAUGCAAAUGAAUAAAGGAAAUGAAUUUCUUCAAAAAAUUAGUGUAUUAGAAAAACAACUACUUAAAAGAGAUACACUUUUAGAAGAACUAAAUAAUUUACUAAAAAAAAGGAAAUAUGAAUAUGAAAUAUUAUUACAGGAAAAAGAAAAUCUUAUAAACACAAUUAAUACGCUAAGGAUUGAUAUAUGUAAAAGUAAAAAGGAUGAAAACUUAAAACAACAGGAAUUUUUACAUAAUGAAAAAGAAAAUGAAAAACUCUUAAAUUUAUAUAAAAAUAAUAACGAAGAAUUGAACAUAACCAAAAGAUGUUUAAUACAAAUUGAGAGUGAAUUGCAUAUGUAUAAAAAACAAAACGAACAACAAAAAAUUGAAAUUCAAAAAUUGUACAAAAUAAUUAGUUGUAUGAAUAAAGAAAGAAUACUAACACCUCCAGUAAUAUUAGCAUUACAAAAUGAUUAUGGAAAAAAAUUAAAAAAUAAAAGUAUAAAUGAACAUGUUCAACUAAAAGCUAUUCAAGAUUCUUCACCAAGUAUUAUUACCAAUAAGGAAAAUAAGUUAACCACAUUAAAGCAAAUGAAUAAUGAAAAAAACACACAAGAAAAAUUAGCAUACAGUGAAAACUUAUUAAAAUUAAACCUAAUGCAAUCAGAAGAGCAAAAAGAUUUAUUUAAUAAAAUAGUAGAAAUGUUGAAUAGAAUAAAAGAUACAAAAACUAUCGAUAACAAAGUUGAUUUUUUUUUUUCAUCCAAUGUUUUACAUUAUUUUCGAAGAAAUACAGCAGGUAAAUUGACAUCUCCGAAUAAUUCGUCAAUAAAUAAUUCAGAUGGUUCAACAACCGAAUCGGAAGAUGGAUUAGAUCAAUUUUCCAACGUUAGUUCCUAUAUAGAUUCUAAAAAACAGAUGUACAAAAAAAAGACAAGGAAAAAAAAGGAGAAAAAAACAAGAAAAAAAAAAAAAAAAAAAAAAGAUGACACAGUGCAUAUGUAUUCAUCAGCUAAGAUAAAUAAAAUGGAUAAAAUUAUAAAGAAAAAGUAUGAGCAAAAAGGAAAAUGUAGCAUAACAGGUACGGAUGACAACACAUGUGACCAUUAUAUGAGUACGGAUAGCAUAAGUACUGAGAGUGCGAACGUGAGUGAUAACAGCAUGAGGAAUAGUAGCAUGGAGAAUAGCAUCCUGAGGAAUAAUAGUGUGAGCAAUAGUAGCGGAAGUUAUGAUUAUUCUUCUGACUUUAAUACAAGUAAUGAAGAAUUCAAAUCCGAGGAUAGAUCAAGAAGUGAUACGGAAGAAACGGAUAAUGCCCAUUUAAAGGAUAAAUAUAGUUAUAAUAAGGGGGAAAAGUAUAAUUUGUUAAAUUAUGAAAAUUAUAAAGAGAGAUUUAUAGGAGUCACAAAUAAAGAAAUUUUUAUUUAUAAUAAAAAAAAUGACGAAGAACCAAUGUACAUAAUAAGAUGUAAAAAUUUAAAAAGAAUAAAAAUGUUAUAUAAUAAUCAAAUAUAUGUUAUUAAGCAUACACCUUUUUAUAAUAUUUCAGAAAAGCAUUAUUUUUUAAUAAAAAACGAUGAUAAAUCUUUAAGGAUAUUUUAUGCUUUGCAGUACGCCGGAUUUAUAAAGGAAAACAAGGAUAAAUUUAUAGGAGAUCAAGAAAAUAAAAAAAAUUAUAUGUUCAGACGAAAUAAUAAUUAUAAUGAUAAUAAAAUUCAAAAUUUAAAUAAUCAAUCUGAAAGGAAUUCUUGUUAUACAAAAUUAAACUCUACCACACCAGAAGUAAUGGUAAAUAUCUUUACCCCGAAUGGAAUAGAUGAAAGCGGGAAAGACGUGCCUUAUACAUGCAAUAAUGUAUUAUUGAAAGGAGAUCCAAAAAAUAAUCAUCUAAUAUUUAUAAAUUUUGAAAAAAAAAAUUCUUUUAUUAAUUGUGAAAAUUAUUAUAAGAAAUAUAAAAAUAAUAAAUUCAUCCUCUACUUUAACAGUUUUAAAGAUCAACAUAUUAUAAUACCUAAAACCAAAGACAGCGCAAAUCUUUUACAUGUUAUUUUAAAUAAGAUGAUCUGGAAAAAUUCUAAUCAUAAUAAGGAAGUGUGUAACAAACCAAUGCAUUCUGAUGGUGACAUCAAAAGCUCUACUGCAUCUUCAUACACUUAUGAUAAAUUUACAAAGAGAAUAGAUAACUAUAAAGAUAUCGAAGAAACACUUGAAAGGAGAGAACGAAAAGAAAUAAAAGGAGUAAAGAAAAGAGGAAUAAACAAAGGAAAAGAAGGUGAGCAUGAGUAUAAAAAUGAGAGUUAUCGAAAAAGUGAGAGUCAAAGAAAAAGAGAAAUCGAAAGAGAAGGAAGCGCAAAAGAAAGUGUAAGAGAAAGCGCAAAAAAAAGUGUAAGAGAAAGCGCAAAAGAGAGUGUAAGAGAAAGCGCAAGAGAGAGUAUAAGAGAAAGUGCAAGAGAGAGUAUAAGAAAAAGCAAAGGAGGAAGCAGAGGAGGCAGCGAAGGAGAAAGCAAAGGAGGAAGCGAAGGAGGAAAAGAAAGUGAUACGGGAAGAACAAAGAAUGAUACACCUUCACUUGGUAGCACUUCAAGUAAAAAGGGAGACACAUUUUUGAUAAAAGACAACGUUCUAUAUAUAUCUAAAGAUGGUACCCCCUUUAAAAAAGAUCAAGUAGAUUUUAAUGAUUAUAAUACUUUCAAAUUUAUGAAUAAAAACUUGAAAAUUUUGAAAGAUGACUAUCUUAAUGAAUUGACAUUUGUCAAAAGUGAAGAAAAUAAGGACGAAGAAACAUACAUUUUUCAGUAUCCUAAGAGAGAGAAAUAUAAUCAUUUAGUAUCCAAAUUAAAUAAUAAUAAUUUUGAUGUAAUAGAAAAAGAUUUAUACGAUAAAAUAAAAAAGGAAGAUAAAAAAGAUGAAGAUGAAACAAAAAUGAUUGAUAAUAAAUCAGAAACAAAAGAUGAAGAAGAGGUAGGUAAAAAAGAAAAAGCAGAUCAAUUUAUAAAAAAUAAUCAAGUUGUAGUUAUUGAAAAGGGUGUUCUGUCUAUUUAUAAAGAUUAUGGUAAUGAAAAUUCUGUUCCAAUAAUGAGAUUUAUAUCUGAUUCUUCUGAUGUUCAUGCAAACGAACAGAAUGGAGAAAUUAGUAUAAAAGAUAGUUCAAAGGAUUCCAACGAAAAAAUAGUUCUUGAUUGCCUAAAUAAAACAGAAUUCCAUAGAUGGAAAAGCGCAUUAUGUUUCGGUGGAUUUAUAAAAGGUGAAAAUAUCAGUAUCUCCUAUAUGAAUUUAAAAAAACAUAUAUUUUCUAUAAAUUUAUUUGAUAAUUUAAAUAUAAAAAGUUUAGUGCAUGUUGAAGGUAAAUUCAUAUAUAUCUACCCAAAUAAUAAAAUUAACAAGCCAUUAUUUUCAUUUGACAAAGAAAAGAUAGAAUUGACUUUGUUUCCAGAAUUAAGGAAAAUACGAAUUUAUUUACAAAGAGAAACUAUAUAUGAACAGCGAUAUGAUAUAACAAUUCCGUUAGCACGUGAUUUUACCAGCAUUAAAGAACAAAUAGAAAAAAAUAAUUUUCAUACAUUAAGCAGCAAAAAAACGCAAAAAAUUAAAAAACCAUUCGUUUUAUGCAAAUCAAAUAUCAUUGCUAUACAUAAAGAUAAAUAUAAAUUAAAACCAGAACUGAUAUUAGAAAAAAAAAAUUGUACUGUUUCAUUUGAUAAAAAUAAACAUAUUAUCACCUUCAAAAUUAAAAAUAAAUUUGAUACUGCUCGUGAAGAUACAAAAACUAUAACUUUAACCAAUGAAAUUAAUUUCAAUAAAUGGAUGGUUACACUAAAAUUGGCCUCAUUUAUACCAGGUUAUAAUUUUGAAGGAAGUAUCACUUUUCCUACCAUUGCUUUUGGACAUACUUGUCCUGAAGCAGCUAGCUUACUUAAGAAAAGAAGUUCACUCAUGAAUUUAUUCAAAAAGUAA
This is a messenger RNA of Plasmodium malariae, 4137 nucleotides long. RefSeq names its product conserved Plasmodium protein, unknown function. The record is from RefSeq and is a predicted model, not a curated record. Lineage: Eukaryota; Apicomplexa; Aconoidasida; Haemosporida; Plasmodiidae. The coding region runs from base 1 to 4137 and encodes 1378 amino acids. The transcript has 2 exons.